Messenger RNA from Elephantulus edwardii (Cape elephant shrew), 1719 nucleotides. RefSeq names its product doublesex- and mab-3-related transcription factor A2-like. Bases 18 to 1697 code for a protein of 559 amino acids. Gene Ontology annotation, biological process: regulation of transcription by RNA polymerase II; germ cell development; sex differentiation. The record is from RefSeq and is a predicted model, not a curated record. NCBI's taxonomy places the organism in Eukaryota, Metazoa, Chordata, Mammalia, Macroscelidea, Macroscelididae. The transcript has 2 exons. Gene Ontology annotation, molecular function: RNA polymerase II cis-regulatory region sequence-specific DNA binding; protein binding; DNA-binding transcription factor activity, RNA polymerase II-specific. Gene Ontology annotation, cellular component: nucleus.
AGCCUAGCGCACUGCACAUGCCUCACCGCUGGUUUCUCGCCCUUUCCCAUCCCUUUCCAUCCUAUUCCUCUCCAGGUCCGGCCAUGGAGCUGCGCUCAGAGCUGCCCAGCGUACCCGGCGCGGCGACAGCUGCAGCGACAGCAACAGGGCCUCCAGUGGCCUCGGUGGCAUCAGUGGCUGCGGCGGCGGCGGCGGCCGCAUCGUUGCCAGUGAGCGUUGCUGGAGGCUUGCUGCGUGCUCCGCCACUGCUGCUGCGGGCUGCAGAGAAGUACCCGCGGACCCCCAAAUGCGCGCGUUGCCGCAACCACGGCGUGGUGUCGGCGCUCAAAGGCCACAAGCGCUACUGCCGUUGGAAGGAUUGCCUCUGUGCCAAGUGCACGCUCAUCGCCGAGCGCCAGCGCGUCAUGGCGGCACAGGUGGCGCUGCGCAGGCAGCAGGCUCAAGAGGAGAAUGAGGCGCGCGAGCUGCAGCUGCUCUACGGCACCGCCGAGGGCCUGGCGCUGGCCGCCGCCAACGGCAUCAUCCCGCCGCGGCCUGCCUACGAGGUCUUUGGCUCCGUGUGCGCCGCGGACGGCGGUGGCCCAGGGACGGGCGCACCUACGGGGGGUGGAGGCGGCGCGGCCGGCGCUGGGGGCGCAGAGGCCAAGCUGCAGAAGUUUGACCUUUUUCCCAAGACACUACUGCAGGCAGGCCGCCCAGGCAGCCCGCAGCCCCCACUGGGGAAGCCAUUAUCCCCUGAUGGUGCGGACUCGGGUCCCGGGACCUCAUCCCCCGAGGUGCGGCCAGGCUCUGGCUCAGAGAACGGCGACGGCGAGUCAUUUUCGGGUUCGCCUCUGGCUCGAGCUUCAAAGGAGACAGGUGGCAGCUGCCCGGGCAGCGCUGGCCCCGGCGGCGGUGGCGAGGAGGACAGUCCCGGCUCCGCCAGCCCUCUGGGCUCCGAAUCUGGUUCAGAGGUCGACAAGGAAGAGGCCGAGGCAGGCCCGGCGCCAGGGCUGGGCGGAGGGCCGGGACCACGGCAGCGGACGCCGCUGGACAUCUUGACGCGCGUCUUCCCGGGCCACCGGCGUGGCGUCCUGGAGCUGGUGCUGCAGGGCUGCGGCGGCGACGUGGUCCAGGCCAUCGAGCAGGUGCUGAACCAUCACCGCGGGGGACUGGCUGCCGGCCUGGGCCCUGCAGCGCCCCCGGAUAAAGCCACAGUGGGUGCAGCCGCGGCCACAGACGACGCGUGGCCCGGUCGCGUGGACGCGGCAGCCGCCGGGGGGCCCGGGCUGCCUGCGCCGCUGCAGGCCGGCCCCGCCGCACCCCCUCAUCACAGACCCUUGCUGGCUGGCGCCAUGGCGCCCGGGGCGCUGGGCUCACUGAGCAGCCGCUCGGCCUUCUCACCUCUGCAGCCCAACGCCAGCCACUUCGGCGCCGAUGCGGGCGCCUAUCCGCUGGGCGCGCCCCUCGGCCUCAGCCCCCUGCGACUGGCCUACUCGGCGGCGGCUGCGCACAGCCGCGGCCUGGCCUUCAUGGCGCCGUACUCCACAGCCGGCCUAGUGCCCACGCUCGGCUUCCGGCCGCCCAUGGACUACGCCUUCAGCGAUCUAAUGCGCGACCGCUCGGCCGCCGCCGCCGCAGCCUCGGUGCACAAGGAGCCCACCUACGGCGGCGGCCUGUACGGGCCCAUGGUCAACGGCGCCCCUGAGAAGCAGUAGGGGAGACGCCUGGCCCUCCCGG